GCGCCGCGGUCACGUGGGCGGCGCGGGGGAUGGCGCGCGCGGUGCGGGCGGCGCGGGGCGCGGCGGGGCCGGAGCGGGGCGCGGGGCCGCGGGUGCGCUUCGGGCCCAGCCCCACAGGUUUCCUGCACUUGGGUGGCCUUCGGACUGCUUUGUACAAUUACAUUUUUGCCAAAAAGCACCAAGGGACCUUUAUUUUGAGAGUGGAGGAUACAGACCAAAGCCGAGUGGUGCCCGGAGCUGCUGAGGGAAUAGAAGAUAUGCUGGAUUGGGCAGGCAUUCCCCCCGACGAGAGCCCUCGCCGCGGCGGCCCCGCCGGGCCCUACCAGCAGUCGCGCAGACUCGCCCUGUACAGCCGAGCCAGCCAGGAGCUGCUGGCCCGCGGCGCGGCGUACCGCUGCUUCUGCAGCCCCCGCCGCCUGGAGCUGCUGCGGAAAGAGGCGCUGCGGAGCCAGCAGACCCCGCGAUACGACAACCGGUGUCGGCACCUGACGCCCGCGGAGGUGGCGGAGAAGCUGUCGCAGGGCCUGGAGUGGGUGGUUCGCUUCCGGCUGGAGACCGGGGUGGAGCCUUUUCGGGACCUGGUCUAUGGCUGGAGUAAGCACGAAGUGGCAGAGGUGGAAGGUGACCCGGUGAUUCUCAAGGGGGACGGGUUCCCCACUUACCACCUGGCAAACGUGGUGGAUGACCAUUACAUGGGCAUCAGCCACGUCCUGCGGGGAACCGAGUGGCUGACUUCGACGUCCAAGCACCUUCUUCUCUACAAAGCCCUUGGCUGGGACCCCCCUCAGUUUGGUCACCUCCCGCUGCUUCUGAACAAAGAUGGUGGGAAGCUGUCCAAGAGGCAGGGGGACAUCUUCCUGGAGCGUUUUGCUCAGGAUGGCUACUUGCCAGAGGCCCUGCUGGACAUCAUAACCAACUGUGGCUCUGGGUUCACAGAGAAACAGAUGGGAAGGACUUUGGAGGAGCUGAUCUCGCAGUUUGAAAUAGGCAGAAUUACAACCCAUUCUGCCCUCCUGGACCUUGAAAAACUCCCAGAGUUCAACAGGAUUCACCUCGUCCGUCACAUUGAGAAUGAAGGGCUGCGACAGAAGCUGGUUAGAGAGUUGCAGCUGCUGGUGGAGCACGUCUAUGGGGAUCAACACAUAGAUCGAGAUGUUCUAGAAAAGGAGUAUGUGGAGCGAGUCCUCCUGCUGAGAAAAGGACACAUAAGCUUCCUGGAGAAUCUGGUGUCCUCUGAUUAUUCUUACUUAUGGGUUAGGCCCUCGGUGUCCCGAGAGCAGCUGCAAACUAUUUCUGCAGAAGUAGAUGAAAUAGGAAAACUAGUCUUAGGGCUCAUGACAAGGAAGGCAGCAGUUUUGUCCAUGGAGGAGUUGAACAAAGACCUGAAAAGCCUCCAGAAGCAAACCAAAGAGACCAAGUACAGCAGUGUGAUGAAACUCCUUCGCUUGGCUCUCAGUGGGCAGCAGCACGGACCGAGCGUUGCGGAGAUGAUGGUGACCCUGGGACCCCAAGAAGUGUCUGCACGAGUCCACAAAGCCCUGUCUGGCUGACAGGAGACAGCAGCAACACCCCCAAGCCAGCCCGGGGCCCGGGUGGUGUGGGCAGCAUGUGUCAUGGCCCUAGACCUGGACUGUUGGAU
Molecule: messenger RNA, 1639 nt
Organism: Apus apus (common swift)
Lineage: Eukaryota; Metazoa; Chordata; Aves; Apodiformes; Apodidae
Gene: EARS2
Product: glutamyl-tRNA synthetase 2, mitochondrial
Exons: 9
Coding region: 30-1550 (506 amino acids)
Biological process (GO): glutamyl-tRNA aminoacylation
Molecular function (GO): ATP binding; glutamate-tRNA ligase activity; zinc ion binding
Source: RefSeq, a predicted model, not a curated record